CUGCACUCCUGCAUUGACUGAAAACCUCAUUGUUUCCUCACAGGUUGGACGGAUCCUCUCUCCCGACGGGGUAACGGAAUUAGUAGCUCAACGGGUCUUUGUCGGGUUUAAUUUCUCGUGUCGAGAUAUUUAUUCAAACACUCGUUUCAAGGAUUUGCUGGUGGACAUGGGCUGCGCUGGAUUCACCUGCUCCAAGCACUCCCUGUGCGCGCUCAACAUCCUCUAUGUUAUGGUCAGUCUCCUGAUGAUUGGCAUCGCAGCAUGGGGAAAGUGGUUUGGUCUGGUCUCCAGUUUCCAGGUGGUGGGAGGCAUCAUCGGUGUGGGUGUCUUUCUUUUCUUUGUGGCUCUGACUGGCCUCAUUGGGGCGAUGAAGCAUCACCAGGUCCUGCUCUUCUUUUACAUGAUCAUCCUGUUCGUGGUGUUCAUUGUGCAGUUCUCUGUUUCCAGCGCUUGUCUGGCUAUUAAUAGAGAGCAGCAGGAUCACCUGUUGGAGGUGGGCUGGAACAACUCUAAGAGCACCCAGAGAGACGUGGAGAAGAGCCUCAACUGCUGUGGCUUCAAACACGUGGACCCCAACAGCACUUGUGAUGCUGCCUGUUUCUCCAACAACUUCUGUUCACCCUGUGCAGAUCAGAUCCAGGAACACGCUGGAGAUAUUCUCCGCUUCGUUGGAGGAAUUGGUCUCUUUUUCAGCUUCACUGAGAUUCUGGGAGUGUGGCUCACAUAUCGCUACAGGAACCAGAAGGACCCCCGAGCCAAUCCCAGUGCUUUCCUGUGAGACGGUCACAGCUCCGGCCCCUCAACCACCAUUGACCCCUCACGACCUCUGUGGACCUUCUCUGGGCUUUAACUGUAAAUACAACACUGACAUGUGCAUUUCCACUGACCGCUGCAGUGAUGCUGUUAUAACCUGCUGUGUUUGGUUUUCACGAGUGAAGUGACAUGUGAGGACAUUUCUGCUGAAGUGAACAUGUAAACGUAUUUAGUACAAUGGGCACUUGUGGUAUGAGAAGAAUGAAUAUUGUCUGCUGUGUAAUCCUGAAGCAUUUAUGCAGCCUGCCUGAGUGUUAAUUCUGAACACUUAUGCCAAUGACUUGUCUGCACACUGAUAUUAAAGAUUUCAUGUGUGAAAGUGUGAAUGUUUGUAACAUGCAGAUGUUUUGCAUAUUUGAAAGUGUGUGUGUGUGUGUGUACGUGUGCGUGUGUACACAUGCAUGUGUCUUUCACUGGUCUGAGUUUUUCUCUGUAUGCUGUGGAUUUGCCCUUUUACAUGACUCUGUCCAUGAAAUAUGAGCUACUGUAUGAAAAACUGAAACAAUGAUUCUGUAAACUGCCCCACUGAGCCUUUGUACUGUUAUCCACAAUAUGAUACUAAUGGAGUAAAAGAAUUCAGUGUCUUCAUCAUAUGUCUUCUGUAUCUUGGAAGGGAACUAAAUAAAGGA
This is a messenger RNA of Archocentrus centrarchus (flier cichlid), 1442 nucleotides long. Its product is annotated as tetraspanin-13-like. Bases 167 to 778 code for a protein of 203 amino acids. The record is from RefSeq and is a predicted model, not a curated record. The transcript is spliced from 6 exons. NCBI's taxonomy places the organism in Eukaryota, Metazoa, Chordata, Actinopteri, Cichliformes, Cichlidae. Gene Ontology annotation, cellular component: membrane.